Molecule: messenger RNA, 479 nt
Organism: Caenorhabditis elegans
Lineage: Eukaryota; Metazoa; Nematoda; Chromadorea; Rhabditida; Rhabditidae
Gene: abf-5
Product: AntiBacterial Factor related
Source: RefSeq, marked reviewed
AAAAACAAAAAUGAACUAUAACUUUUUGCUGCUUUCCGCCUGUAUCAUUUUUCUGAUUCCUGAAAAAUCUGAAAGUAUUUGUGUAACACGAAGAACCGACUGGGGGCAGUUUGGAUCGUUUUUCACCGAUCCUCUUUGUGAUGUUUGGUGCAGGAUUCGAAGAUGCGGAAAAGGCCAAUGCAGAGAAGACCCAGCGACGUCAAACACAGCUAAUUGCGUUUGCGAGAAGUGUUAUAGAGAUGACGACGGAAACGUUAUCUUCCCAGAUAAUGAUGGUUUCCAACAAUCGCGUCUGAACUUUGAUAAUAGCCCCACAUCGUCGUCGCCUUGGACAAUGAAUCAACGCAAUGAGGACGAUUUAUAUCCAAGCCAGGACCGAUACGACACUGAUCGGAACUGAUACACUUUAUGUACACUGAUCAACAUGUGACCAACAUACAAAUUGUAUUGAUUGAUUAAUAAAGCUUUUAUUGCCUGAU